AUGGCUUUAUCUAAGGGACCGCUGGCAAGAGCUGAGAAGAUACAGACACCAACUCCUAGGCUGCAAGAAAGCAACUGUAUAGCAGCUAUUGACUUUGGAACAUCAUCAGUAUCAGUAGCAUACACAACUCCAAAUGAUGGGCAGAUACGACUUGUACCACUUUACAAUACUUCUGAAAGAGUCUCUAAUUCUAUACUAAUAGUGAAGGACCAGGAGAAUCAACAAUCCAAAGUCAUUGGGAUUGGCCAUAGGGCACAAAGCAUAUACAGUGAUUCGGCAAAGAAAGGUGCCGAAAACUUCAUUUACUUUGAAAGAAUAAAGACAUUACUUGAAAGAGAAAAAUCAGUAAAUCGUACUACUGAAGUCUCUUCAUUCACUGGUGGAUCAUAUUAUCUCAUUGAAGUUAUAGCUUUUAUACUAACACACCUCAAGGAGAAGCUAUUGACUGAUCAUCUGAAAGGAAACUACAAGUCAACUGAUUUUGAUUGGGUCAUUACUGUUCCUGCUAUAUGGAAAGCAAGAGCAAGAAGAAUGAUGAGAGAAGCUGCUUAUAUGGCUGGUCUCACUUCUGAUGCUCCUGGUAUAACAAGGUUCACUCCAGUUGGUUCCCCUUUACCACGUCCAGAGGAGGUUAAUCCUGAGAAGCUAUCAUUAGCUCUAGAACCAGAAGUAGCUGCUAUAUAUGCACAGCAUCAGUCAGAAGUAUCAGGAACACCUCCACAGAGAUAUAUGGUAGUUGACAUAGGAGGAGGUACAGUUGAUAUUACUGUACAUGAUAAGAGUAAUGGGAAAGUUAGUGUAGUACUACCACCAAUGGGGAACACUUGGGGGGGAACAACUGUCAAUGAAGAAUUGUCAAUGUUACUGGAAGAAAUAGUUGAUGAUAAAGAUUUCAAAUCUUUCAUGAAGCCAAAUCCUAUUAGUGCCAAAGCUACACUAAAUAAGUUUUUCUACGAAGAAUUUGAAGAGCGAAAGAAAAGAUUUGGGGACAUAAUAGAGGGUAUCAAUGAAGUAACAGUAACAUUGCCAAGAACUUUUAUCAUGCACUAUGGCAAUAAUGUCCUUAAUGAAGUAAAAAAGCUGAAUAUGCAUUAUGAUCCAGGAGAAGGUUCAUUAAGCAUAGAAUACUACCUAUUAGAAGAGAAGGUAUUCAAAUUCACAAUAGAUAUGAUCAUAAAGUGUGUGAGAGCAGCAUUUGAUGAGCUUAAGCCUGAUGGAAUCGAUACAGUUUAUCUGGUAGGAGGGUUUGGAGGGUGUAGGUUUGUUAGGCAAAAAAUAGAAGAAGCUAUUGCUCAGCAUCGUGGCAUGUUUUAUGAUAAUAUAGUGUGUCCUGUACAACCAGAUCUUGCUGUUGUAACAGGAGCAGUAAUGUGGAGGAAAGAUCCUAACAUAAUCCAAUCACGUGUUGCUGAUGCUACCUAUGGGACAGCUGUUAAUGCUCCAUUCAACCCAUCAAUACAUGAUAUAUAUUACUGGUUUGUAGAUGAAGAUCGUCAACAACGUUGCAAAGAUGUGUUUGUGGUAUUUGUACUCAAAGGGGAAAAGAUAAAGGAUGAAGUAUACAAAGAAACAGGACUGCCUAUUUCUCAAAGUACAGAAAAACAAUGUAUCUCUAUAUUCUGUACAACAGAUGAUGGAGUGCAGUAUACAAGAGAUAAAAAAGGUAAACGUACAGUACGUAAGAUUGGUGAGCUAAUACUUGAUGUUCCUAAUCCUGAUAAUGUACCAAGAAAAAAGAGAGUAUUCAAUGUAUUCAUGGAUUUCAGUGGUACAGAGAUACAAGCAAGAGCUCAGUAUCGUAUCACUGGAGAAGAAGUGAAAACAGUUUGUGACUUUCUUUCAAACCAAGACUAG
This is a messenger RNA of Amphimedon queenslandica, 1854 nucleotides long. RefSeq names its product heat shock 70 kDa protein 12A-like. The record is from RefSeq and is a predicted model, not a curated record. The transcript is spliced from 3 exons. Bases 1 to 1854 code for a protein of 617 amino acids. NCBI's taxonomy places the organism in Eukaryota, Metazoa, Porifera, Demospongiae, Haplosclerida, Niphatidae.